Messenger RNA from Linepithema humile (Argentine ant), 2559 nucleotides. Its product is annotated as Cuticular protein 57A. Gene Ontology annotation, cellular component: extracellular matrix. NCBI's taxonomy places the organism in Eukaryota, Metazoa, Arthropoda, Insecta, Hymenoptera, Formicidae. The record is from RefSeq and is a predicted model, not a curated record.
AUGACCUCAUUUGAUGUCCAAUGUGUUGUAAGUAUUCGUCAUAUAGAAAUUGUAUCGGUGUGGAGAAACCUUUACAAUACCUCCUUUUCGACAAUCUCUUAUAACACUUUCACCAACGGACUAUCCUUGCAGUAAACGGUAAAACGCGCAUGUGAAAAUAUCGGCAAAACAACUUGGAUUUCUUGAUUUCGUAAUGAAAUACGUUAUUAUCGCCGCUGUCUUGAUUAAUAUUUGCUUGGCGGACGUAUUACAUAUUUUACCAGAAUAUUCGACAACGACAAUACCGUCACCUCCAAGACCGUACAGUUUUCAAUACGAGGCAGGACGAUAUCCGGGACACAUCGAUCGCGUUCAUCAAGAAAUCGGAGAUGGUGUAGGAACUGUUUACGGGACGUAUUCAUACAUCGAUCCAAAGCACAAAGUACGAACGGUGGAAUAUACGGCAGAUAAAAAUGGUUUCCAUCCUGCCUUGUUCAACUUCGAGGACACUCUCGCUCAACCUGUCGACUCGGAGGCCGUAAGAUUGGCUAAGGAGAAACAUUUGCAUCUUUAUCAAAGAAUUGCGGCGGCAAACAUUCAUAAUGUUCCAGUAAAUCUGCCCCGGGAUUCAGUGAGCGUGGCGAGAGCGAAGGACAGGCAUAAUGAAUUGUACCACAGGAUCGCAGAACAACACGCGGCGAUCGCUGCGCAAAGAGAAACAGAACGGCUAGCUUACGAGGCGACUUCCGUUGCCAACGACGUGGACGACCAUCGGACGCGAUAAUGACAGUUUAUACACGUGCCGGCAGCAUGACUGGCAUGCGCAGUAUACAGAGUGUUUCAUAAUGUUCGUACAGACGCUGGUGUACAGGUGGAACGCGGUAAACUGAACAGAAAAAUUCUUUACCGUUUUGCAAUUUUCGCAAUAAUAAAUGAGAUAUUAAUUACCCAAACUUUUCUACAAACAUUAUGAAACACCCUUAUAUACCAAAAAGAAAUUGCGUGUCGCCUGAGAUUAAUGCUUAUAACAAUUUUUCCCGUCACGAUUCCUCUCUUACCAGCUUGAUUGAAGCGAUAAAAAAACUAAUUACUAUAAAGUUUUUGACUGCAAAUAACACUUUCUUUAUUAGCUCACAGCAAAACAGUACACACUCAGUGUCAAUUAUAAUUUUAUUAAUUAUGCAGAUAAUAAACUGUUUUUAAUCACAAGAAUAAUAUAAAGCAAAUGUUGAAUUGUCAAACGGCACAGUUAUCUACCUAUCUGUAGAAGCAGAAAGGAAAAAUAAUGCAUAUUAUAAAUAAAAAUAAAGCUAAUUAGAAAUUCUAAUAAUGAAAAUCUUAAUAUAAUGACAUGGAAUCGAAUAAAAUAAAUUUUUACGAAUAUUUGUUUUGUCCUUUGAUUUGUGAUAAAUCAAGCAAUAAAUGUUUCAUUUUUUUACUAAUUAUUUUCAAUUUUUACGAGUAUCAUCUGUUUCCAUACAUAUGUGUAUUGCUGCGUAAACACUUCCACACAAUAGUUCUUCGAUAGUAAUAAAGAAAACAAACUGCAUGAAUCGCAUAUUGUCAAUUUUACAAUAGAUAUAAAAUUGUUGUGCAACUGUUAUGUAUCGUAUCCUCCGUUAUCUCGCAAAACCCAAAGAAAUAAUCAAGCAAAAUUCUGCUGCGCAUCUAAUAAUAAUUAUUACACAUCGUAUUUUUUCUAUUUUUUUUUUGGCGUUUAAUUUUUUUUUACGUAUGACGUGAUCACACGCGAUCAACGGCGCAAAUAACGUGAAAACUUGUCGUUUUUAACUACCGGAAACAUCAUCGCGCAACCAAUUUUUGAUGGAAGAUAAACACAAUUGUAUCAUGAUAAUAUAAAAACAGCCACGGCACCUAGUCAUAAUAUUAGUUCGAGUAAGUGUCCCGGUGAAAGAUGAAGUUCUACCAACUACUCUACUUCUUUCUGAUGUGCAUUGCGGCGACAAUGUGCUUCAAAGUUCCUAGCAUCCAUAUGGGGAAAUCCAGAAGUCCAUAUGGAGUUUUUGGUAUAGCAUCUUGCAGAGGCAGAACUACACCAAUGCCUAAUUCCUAAAUAAACAGAAACAUUUGCAUAAAUUGAUGGAAAACAGCAAAGUACAAUAAUAAAUGGCAAUGGACUGCAGUGUGGAUGAAUCUAGAAAUCAUAGUUGACUUAAAAAAAAUCCAAAAUUGCACCAUAUUCACUAUAAUUAAAUGAAAAUGUAUUGUUUGUCUUCUGUUGCCCAAGUUGCAUCGAGAUUCAAACAAAUAUUAGAUAUACAUAUAUAUAUAUAUAUAUAUAUGAAUAAAUUUAUGCAAAAUAAAUAAGUCCAUACUUUUCUGAAGAUACAAAGUAUAGAAAUAGAUUCCUUCAAGGUAAUUCUAAAGUUAUAAAAAUGCAUAGAAAUUAAACUGACAAUAAAAAGAAACAAUGCAUAAUUAAAAGUUAAAAGUUAUAUCAGGCAAAAAAAGAUUAAGGAGAUCAAAUUCCAUCUUUGUAAUCUUCCAGGAAUUUCUGACUAUGACAAAAUGUUUUAAUUAGCACCAUAUAUUUCGACUUAAUAAAUAACAAAACUGGCA